AUGACUUCAACAUCAAUUAGUGCAGCGACAACUCCUACACCCGAGUCUGUUGAGACAAUUUUUUUUAAAAUAACAAGUCCAAUACACAAAAGCGCAGAUCCAAAUUUAAUAAAUACAUUUUGUUCGAAAGUUAACUCAGAACCUGAGGGACAUCAUCAAGCUAUUCGUUUGAUUGCUCACAAAAUUCAAUCACCCCAGGAACACGAAGCACUACGUACUUUAGAAUUACUCGAAGUGUGCGUUCAGAGUUGCGGAAGACGAUUUCAUCAAGAAAUUGGCAAAUUUCGCUUUCUUAAUGAAAUGAUUAAACUAGUUUCACCCAAAUAUUUGGCGAAUCAUACGUCAGAAAAAGUCAAGAGAAAGGUCGUUGAACUUCUGUACUCUUGGACACAGAGUAUACCGAGUGAAGUGAAGAUAGUUGAAGCGUAUCAAAUGUUGAAACGACAGUCAAUAAUCACAGAAGAUCCGGUGUAUUUGAAUAAAACUGCAACAGCGCCAGCACCGCAGAAAACAAAAUCAAUAUUUGAUGCAGAUGAAGAGAAAAGCAAAAUGCUUCAACGAUUGCUGAAAAGUCGACGACCAGAAGAUUUGGAACAAGCAAAUGCAUUAAUAAAAAGUUUUGUCAAAAAGGAUGAGGAAAAGAUCGAGAAAUUAUCAACACGUGCGUGUGAAUUAGAAAAAGUGAACAACAAUGUUCGUGUUUUAUCCGAAAUGUUAAUUCAUUAUAAUCAAACCACGGUCACUGAUGCUGAAAAGGAAACAAUGAUUUAUUUGCAUGAUGAAUUGGAAAAGUUACGGCCGAUUUUAUUUCGAUUAGCGACUGAAAGUGAAGAUGGUGAUGAAGGACUCGGAGAAAUUCUAUUAGCGAGUGAUUCGUUGUCACGUGUCUUAGCGCAAUAUGAUCGAUUAGUUCGUCAAAAUGCAAAUGCAAAAGAUGAUAAUGUUCUGCCUCUGUUCGAUGAUGUUCCACCAGCUCCUACAGUGUCUAUUCCACGAACAUUGAUCGAUCUAGCUGGAAGUUCAACGACAUCAAGGGAAACUAAAUCGGCUGCUAAUGAACUUGAUGAAUUAUUCGGUUCGUUAACUGUCAUGCCUGACAGUAAACCACCUUCAGUAUCAUCAGCGCAGAAUGAACCUGAUGAUUGUUUACCAUUGUUUUCGACCGCGAGUACAAAAGCAACUAAUCCAACAGCAUCAAAUACACAUGAAGUAGCAACGCCAAGUACGACAAAAAAAGGUGGACUAUUUGACGAUUUACAAGAUCUUUUGGUCGAUCAGUCUACAGGCCAGAAAAUUUCGUCGACUAGAAAUACAUUUCAAUUUACCAGUUCUACAAGUAAUAAAACUCCAUUGAAUGAAAUCAAGCCUACCCCUCCAACCAAAGCUUCGGAAAUUGAAUUACCAUUCCCAACCAUUAGUCUUGAAUCCAUUCGUCCUUCAUCAGAAAAUCCACCCAUAACUCUCAAACUAACUCGCAGUACUGGUCUUCAAUGUGUUCUUCAUAUUGCGCGUGAUUCUCCUCGUCGUGAUCUUAUUGUUAGUGUCUUAACUGUUACUAAUACAAAUACAUCCAAUUCAGUUACUAACUUUCAUUUCGAAGUCACCGCACCGAAAAGUAUGCGUGUCAAAUUACAAAGCCCAUCCGGCAGUGAUUUACCUGCCUACAAUCCAAUUUUACCUCCACAAGCCAUCACACAAAUUUUAGUUGUUUCCAAUCCGAAUAAGGAAUCUGUUCGACUUAGUUACAAACUAAGCUAUUAUUCAUCAGAAGAACAAAUAAAUGAAUCGGGUGACAUAGACAAUGGAUUUCCCAGUUCGGUUGAUCUUAUUUAA
Molecule: messenger RNA, 1833 nt
Organism: Adineta ricciae
Lineage: Eukaryota; Metazoa; Rotifera; Eurotatoria; Adinetida; Adinetidae
Source: the annotation of a GenBank genome assembly